AUGGCUUCCCUGUGUAACCCAGACUCGGCGGCCGGGGCAGGCAGCCGCGUGUGCCCGGGACCCCAGCCGCGCGCGGCCCGCAGCCCACGGGUCCCGGGCAGCCCGGGCAGGUGCGCGGCGGGCGCGGCUCCGCGCUGCGUCGGGAAGCACCACCUGUUCCCCCGAAGCCCGCGCCCGCGCCCCCGGAGCGGCCGGCGUCCUCGCCCUGCUCCCCCGGGCCCGCCCGGCCCCCGUCGGGUCCCCUACCUUGUGGCCCUUCCCCGGGGGGCACUUGACGUUGUUGGAGGCUCCCGCUGUUUGAUUCAUGUCCGCAGCGAGCUGGAGGCCGGUGCUCCACGUUGUAAACUUCCUUGGCGCGCGGAGGGCGGCGAGGUGGGCGCUCCCCUCGGGGCCGCGUCCUCCCGCGGCGGCUCUAGCCGGGCCCCGCGCCGGGGACGGUGCAGCCGCAGCCCGCGGCGCCGAGGAGGGCGGCAGUUCAGGCGCCUGGCACCGCCGGCGCGCGUCCGCCCCACGGAGCUCCGUCCGAGCCGCCGCGCAGAUUCUCCACCCGACAGCGACCUUCCGUGGGGCAUUUCCCAGCCCAGGUGUGCACACUUUGCGAUCUGCAGCUCCUGUGUGGAGGUGGCACGCGCUGCAGGUGCUGCACAGAGCGCCCGGGGAGCACCUGGUCCUGACAUAUGGUAGGAUUCUACUCCUUAUGGUAGGCACAAGUCCUAAUCGAUGGAAUUCUCCUCCAAGAUGCUCUUGUCUGCGACCCACAGAUAAAAGUGUGCAAGAUUGUGCUGCACCCUCAGCCUGAGUCCUGGGUGACCAUAUAAGUAGUCUUUUCUCCUUACCCACGAUGGACAUGAAUGAAGAAUAAAACUGCAUUUUA
This is a messenger RNA of Manis javanica (Malayan pangolin), 874 nucleotides long. The record is from RefSeq and is a predicted model, not a curated record. NCBI's taxonomy places the organism in Eukaryota, Metazoa, Chordata, Mammalia, Pholidota, Manidae.